AUGCCGAAUCUUGACUCGAUUGCGAGAAGUACAAUGAGUAGUCCACCAACCACGUAUUCUGGACCACCACCACCAUAUUCAUCUGCUAUCUCUAUAAAUGGCUCGACACAAGGUAUACCAGGCUACAUGUCACCGCCAGAUGCUGUCUCGAAACGAUCGACGCGGGACGAAAAGGAAUCGCCUUCUGGUAUGCCGUCAUUACCUUCAAUAUUGGAAGCAUUGAAAAGCGCAGACAUGGCCCCACCAGCUCAGCCUUUCUCAUCAGUGAACCAGCACUCUGCGUCUGUUGUUCCUCCUCAAUCUUUCACAGAUGCACCACAGGGUCCUGGCAACCCAUUUUCACAACCUACAAUACCGGCUUCUGCCUUGAAGUCUUCCUUCCCACUAACAGCGGACCCGUCCCAAAUAAAAGCUGUUCCACCACCACCAGCACCGCCUGAUGUUCGGCAUCCACCAUCACUUAACCCCCUCAGCUCUCCACAACUCAAUGAGUCACAUCAGAAACUCUCAGGCCUUGCAUCGGCAGCCGUUGCCCCCCAAUCCGAUUCUGCUCCUCCACGAGCAUCCUUCUCAGCAGAUUCGACUAGGCCAGGAUAUCCUUUUCCUGAUUACUAUGGUCCUCAAGGCCCGACCACGCCCCGCAUCUCAAGUAAUUUCCAAUUCGAACAUCACAACAAAUUCGACGAUUCACGCAAUCCGUUUGUGAAGCCAGUGUCUUACAACGAGACUAUAAAAAGACACCUGGACAUUUGGGAUGCGGAACUGGCGCUGAACGAGAUUCGUGACUCAUCUGCACAAACCCUCGAAUUCGCAAAUGUUUGGAGCCAACGGUACCAUCAGGCCAAUAGAACAAGCUACGUAAAUGAUGGUAUUCCUGGAACAUCCGAAGUCGACGAAAUGAUGAGAUCUGCCCAGCACAUAAUGGACAACCUUUCACGUUUGCGUGAUGCAGCUGUCAUGCAGGAAAACGCAGUGAAUGAACAAAGGGCCCGUGCUGCUAGAGGACAGCAUCCCGACGAAGAAUACCACCAUCUGUCCGAGGAUUUCAAGACCAAUGGCUUUGCUGGAGGAGACGCAAAAAAGCGCCGGGGCAAAGCAGCACCGCCCGGAAGAUGUCAUAGCUGCAACCGAGCCGAAACACCAGAAUGGCGACGUGGGCCUGACGGAGCUCGUACCUUGUGCAACGCCUGUGGUCUUCACUAUGCAAAAUUAACAAGGAAGAUGGGAGCAAACAAAGCUGCAGUUCUUACAGGUUCGAAUUUGAGGCCUAAAAGUUUGAACGAUACACGGCCUUGA
Messenger RNA from Lithohypha guttulata, 1296 nucleotides. RefSeq lists its product as uncharacterized. Gene Ontology annotation, molecular function: zinc ion binding; sequence-specific DNA binding. The coding region runs from base 1 to 1296 and encodes 431 amino acids. NCBI's taxonomy places the organism in Eukaryota, Fungi, Ascomycota, Eurotiomycetes, Chaetothyriales, Trichomeriaceae. The transcript has 2 exons. The record is from RefSeq and is a predicted model, not a curated record. Gene Ontology annotation, biological process: regulation of DNA-templated transcription.